UCUAUAAGUACCGCGGCGGCGUGUGUCGGAGCCAGAAGCGGAGACUCGCCCCCCUCGCGCGCAACGCACGCUCGCCCGCAGCCCAGUCAGGUGACAGCUCAGUGAUAACACACGCAAACAGUGAACGGGUGACCCCGACGAUCAGACGACUCUCACAUCUUCCGCAGAGGCUCAAAGUGACAUUUUUUUUACUCUUUUUUUUUAUUACUCUUUCAUCUUUCCCUGCGCUCGCAAAAAAAAAAGGAUUUAUUCUCAUCGACUGUUUUCCUUCUGGUUUGAGCGACGAUGCCAGCUGACACUAUGGAAAAGCAGACGGCGUCCCCUAUUGCCGGGGCCCCUGCGACCGGAUCACACACGCCGGACAAACCGAAAAAUGCCAGCGAGCACAGAAAGUCAUCCAAACCAAUCAUGGAAAAACGCCGGAGAGCGAGAAUUAACGAAAGCCUCGGGCAGCUGAAGACACUCAUCCUGGACGCACUCAAAAAAGAUAGCUCCAGGCACUCCAAGUUGGAGAAAGCAGACAUCCUGGAGAUGACAGUGAAACACCUGAGGAACAUGCAGCGCGUGCAGAUGAGCGCAGCGCUCUCAGCAGAUGCCACCGUCCUGAGUAAAUACAGAGCCGGAUUCAACGAGUGCACGAACGAGGUCACCCGCUUCCUGUCCACCUCAGAGGGGGUGAACACGGAGGUGAGGUCGCGGCUCCUCAACCACCUCUCCAGCUGCAUGGGCCAGAUGAUGUCCAUGAACUACCCGCAGCAGGUCCCGUCCCAGCAGGCGCAUCUGGCGCAGCCUCUCCACGUGCAGCUCCCAUCUACCCUCCCCAUCAGCGGCGCUUCCAUGGGCUCCAAGCUCAGUCCCGUCGAGGCCAUCUCCCCCAAGGUGUUUGGUGGCUUCCAGCUCGUGCCCGCAUCCGACGGACAGUUCGCUUUUUUGAUCCCUAACCCGGCCUUUGCCUCCGCUACGGCCCCGGUUAUCCCCCUUUACGCAAACGCAGGAGUGCCUGUCGCGGUUAACGCCAGCCCGGUGCACUGCAGCUCGGCGCCCACUGCAGCAUCUCCAGUCCACGGGAUGACGUCCUUCUCCGGGGGGUCCCAAGCGGUCAGCCCUGUGGGUGUCAGCACCGGCUCCGAGAGCAACGAGCCCGUGUGGCGGCCUUGGUAGCUCCAGGGACGAGAGACUCAUGCGAAACCAUUACUUUUUUAAGUGACUGCACACAACUGUUGCGGGGGAUCAACCUGUGACUUUUCCGCAGUGGAAUGGUAACUCUAACCACUUAAUAACCCCCAGUACUUCUCAUUGUUUCGUUUUAUGGAACAGGGGUUGCCUUAUAUGGCAGUUUUUCUAAUUUAUCGUCUGAGUCCAACAUUUGGAUGUCGGUGAUAAAAAUGCUGUACAUGCAGAAGAAAUAUAGGAGAUGUUUUGUCAUGAAGUACUUUUUAUGAAAAGAUUUUAGUUUUGUACAGAGUUGUUAUGAAUUGUUAUACCAAAGCUGUGUUUUAUAUUCUUUGUUGUUUUGUGUUGAAAAGAAAAAAAACUGAAGUUGGGCUUUGGCCCGUUGUUUUAAUAAAUGACUUUUCAGAAAUGAA
Hippoglossus stenolepis (Pacific halibut) is the source of this 1586-nucleotide messenger RNA. It is a transcript of the gene hes4, whose product is annotated as hairy-related 9. Gene Ontology annotation, biological process: regulation of neurogenesis; anterior/posterior pattern specification; regulation of transcription by RNA polymerase II. Gene Ontology annotation, cellular component: nucleus. The transcript is spliced from 4 exons. Gene Ontology annotation, molecular function: RNA polymerase II cis-regulatory region sequence-specific DNA binding; protein dimerization activity; DNA-binding transcription factor activity, RNA polymerase II-specific. The record is from RefSeq and is a predicted model, not a curated record. The coding region runs from base 286 to 1161 and encodes 291 amino acids. Lineage: Eukaryota; Metazoa; Chordata; Actinopteri; Pleuronectiformes; Pleuronectidae.